Molecule: messenger RNA, 2410 nt
Organism: Synchiropus splendidus (mandarinfish)
Lineage: Eukaryota; Metazoa; Chordata; Actinopteri; Syngnathiformes; Callionymidae
Gene: tmem265
Product: transmembrane protein 265
Exons: 2
Coding region: 519-1574 (351 amino acids)
Source: RefSeq, a predicted model, not a curated record
CUGGGGAGAGUGGGAGGUCUCGGUUCGGACUCGAGCACGUAGGUUGGUUACAAAUGAUUGUGAGUUUCCCGUCGCCUGCCUUGGCGCCUCCUCUGGUUUUCUCUUUGAACGGAUCUCCUGCGACGACGGCGGAGCUUAGGCUUCACUUCUGACCGACUUUAAGCGACGGCGCAGCGCAGCUCUCUGCCCCGCUGCAGAGCCGCCGACGCGGCGGGGGGUGACGGAACCGGAUCAAGCUCUUGCUGCACCCAUCCCGUAAUCGAACCGAAGACGCGCAGGCGAAUCCCAACUCGGUGCCAAGUAUGAGCCGAGCAUUUGUCCUCGGAAACUCGCGAGUGCCUUGUGUAGCAGUGGCGGAGACUUUCCUCUCCUGCAGCCGCUCGAUGCGCCCCCUGAUGCCGCCUGACUCUUCCCUCAUACCCGGAUCGACAAAAGAAGACUUCAAAACCCAACAACACUGAAACCGGUCCGGAAUCCAUCAGAACAGCAGCACCGAGCGCGAGACGAAUGAUUCUGGCAUGGUGCCCACGCCCCAGGUGUGCGUAUCAACCCUGGUCACGGUGAGCACGAUGGCAGUGGUUGACCUCUACCUGCUGGAGCAGAGCAUGCUUGGAUCCCGAGGUGUCCAAGGACCAAGCGUGUGGCAGUGUGUGGCAGUGUUGCUAGGCGAUGUGGGAUUCCUGCUAGCGCUGCGCUUCGUGUCUGCCGGCGUGGUGUCGGAGGCACAGUCGCCUCGCAGGGGAUUCGCCAACGCCCUCUGGUUCCUGUUCCUGUCACUGCUCCAGCUGAAGCUGUUUUUCGUCUGUCACAACUACAGACAGGAGCGUCGCCCACCAGACCCCUUGGCCAGGAAAACGCUGACUCUGCUGCUGUCCAUCUGUCUGCCUUCACUUUUUCUGAUACUCACUGGCGCCGACAACAUGACCCCGCAGCGUAGAAAACAGGAGGUGCGCAGUCGACUUUUGUGGGUGGUGGUCGACUUGUUGGAUAUACUUGACCUCCAGGCAGGGCUGUGGGAGGCCCAAGUGACAGGAACUGUGGUCACUACCGAGCAGAGGCUGCCCAUCUGGGCAGAAGGCUUGGUUUUCUUCUACUGCUACGCCCUGCUUCUGCUGCUCCCAUGUGUGGCACUGACUGAGCUCGGGGCCACAAGCCUGCCAGGACAGAGGGGACCCCAUAAGGAGGCUUUGUACCCUUGGCUCAGCCUGGUCACUAUCAACAUCUUCACACUGGGGCUAAGAGGCACUGGAAUGUUGUGGUACAAGGACUCACGGGUCUCCACUGUGUUUCUUGGGAAGAACUUGUUGGCACUGGGCGUGAAGCUGAGCUCAGCCUGGGAGAGACACAAGGAAGAAGGAGGUUCUGGACGAGCCGGUACCGUGGCUGGAUCAGAGCCUACAGACUCGAUGCUUCCAAGCCAAAGCUCAGAUCAGGGAGAGGGCCAGGCCCAGGGGAAAGCCCUCCCCACUCAUUAUCACACACUGUCACGCUCUCAGAGCCACACACUCUCCCAUGUUAGUCUAGAGCCUUCAGAGACACCCCUCGGUCCCACUUUCAUCUCCCAUGAACUCUAGAGAUUUCACACAAACACACACACAUACCGACACGACCAACACUGAUGAGCUCAGCCAGCAACACUUACAGACCAAUUUUAAAUAUCUACAGAGGAAAACAAUCUGGCCCACCAGAAUUUCAUCCCAUUUCUUGGUGCAGAGUGAGCUGGAGUCUUUACCCAGUGGUCGUUUGAUUACGAUGUUAACACACAGCAACACAGCCAGAGUGUAAAUAAUGUUUAAUGUAUGUUGAAGUCCAGUGCUUUUAUAUUUUUGUCGAGCCCCAGCACAGACGCUUUUGCUAAAAGACUUUCAUCAUUUAAACAUCACGUUCCAUUUGUACCAAGUGUGUUUUGUGUUCACAACCUUUAAAUCUUAAAUCCUUCUCUCUGUUUUCUGUGACAACUUCAUGGAAAUAUAUGUAUAUAUAUGUUGGUUUUCUUACUCCUAUUUUCAAACAAAAACAUGAAGGCUUCUGCACUGUGUUCAAAAGUGAUACAGGUGGGAUUCAGCUCUACCCUUGUCAACAAAGCACACAAUUGUAUUUACCUUAAGACUCUUCAUGUCUGAAUAUGGCUGUUAUAUUGUUGGCAUAUCUUUAAGUAUAGUUAUUUACAGUAUUGGUACUUGAAUGAGUUUCCCUUGAGACAAAACAAAACACAUUAAACAGCCAGUUACCUAAAACAUCUGUUCUUAGAUUGGACAAAACAAAUAAAUAAUACUUUACAUUACAGACCAAGUGGAGGCCCAAACCCCAAUUCUGUAUUCAGUUAUCUAAUGGAUUGUGGUGAUUAUGAAAUGUGUGUAUCUGGGAAAAUAAUUGCAUUUCUGUAACCCCAGUUGCAGAAUAAAAGUUA